AUGGACCGGUCCAGCGGGCCCAAGAGCAUCUUCCCCAAGGGCCCCAACUUCACCCUCGAGGACUUUUCCAACAAGGACUUCAUAGUCAGGGACUUUGUUGACAGUCUGGCCGAGAGUGCUAUGCCCUCUGCCCGUCGCUCGGGACCGUCACAAUCCACCACCUUUGACCCGAAGCCGCUGAUCAGGAGCUUUGAAAAUGCCUUGUCUCAGCUUGCCGUCCUUGGGGAUGAGCUUCAGGAGAAGGAGUCCGAACUCCUUUCCCAAGUGCGCCGGGCCGAAAUACAGCACGACCAGACCCUCGAUACCCUCGGCCGGAAACUCGACGAAACCAUGGAAUCGUUCGAAGCUCUGGACAUAUCAUUAAACCCAAACGGCACCAACGGCGCGGACGGAAAGGCCGAUAGUGGAGGCAACAUUGCCGUGCAGAUUGGAGAGAAGCUGGACGACCUGGACAAGAAGAGGAGGAGAGCACAGGACACCAUCUUCCUGAUCAAUUGCUGGACAGAGCUCAGCGAGACCGGCCUGCUGUCGUCGCUGGAAGACAUUAGGCGGCAAGGCGGCGCAGAGAACAAGGUGCGGUGCGCCGUCAUUGCCCGUCAACUCAUGAGAAUCAGCCAACAGCUCGACCCGCUGGCCUGGGGAACACGCAACGGCAACAGGGCCAGCAUAGCCAGUUUCGCCACGUUGACCAACAGGGCGCGGAACACGCGAGAGAUCCUCGAAAAGUUUUGCGAGACGCUGGAGCAGGAUCUGCUGCAGCAGUUCAACAACAGCUACAGGCGGCAGAACUUCAACGACAUGAGGGAGUGCGCAAAGGUGCUGUACGAUUUCAACGGAGGCGCCAGUGUCAUUGCCAUCUUUGUCAACCAGCAUCAGUUCUUCAUCGACAGGGAUCAGCUGAUGAGCGACGAGAUGGCAGCCGACGGGGAGAUGUGGGAGGCUUUGGCCGACCCGGAUGCGGAGCCGCCUGGGAUCGAGCCCAGUCUGCAAUCGCUCAUUGACGAGGUCAAGAUUGUGAUGCAAGAGGAGUCGUUUAUCAUCAAGCGGGCGUUCCCGUACUACGAGACGGUGCUGAUCAAGUUCAUUCAGCGCGUGUUCCAGCAGUCUAUACAGCAGCGGCUAGAAAAGGUCCUCGACAAGGCCGAAUCGGUCUCUACUCUGGCCUUUCUCCGGUCAUUACACUCGUCAAGAAGCUACAUCGGCUCCCUGGUGGAAGACUUGAAGAUGCACGGCUUGACUGAACACCCAGAACCUUGCUCGGCGCAGAUUGCACAGGCCUUGGACCAGCAGCUGGACGAGCUCUUCGUCCCCUUCCUCGUUGGAAGUGUCUAUAUCGACCGGGAAAAGAAGAGCCUGGAGGAGUUGUACGGCUCUCUGCUCUUCAAGUUUAACCUCUUCCACUCGAGGCGGAAGAAGGCGCCGUCUAGCUUCAUGGCGUCCCUGGCCCAGCAGGGCACACAGCUCAUACAGUCUGCCAAGGACGCCUAUCUUGAGCGUCUCGAGUCGUCCGACCUAUCGGCCACCCAAAAGGCGAUGAUGCUGCGGGUUGCCGGCCUCCAGGACAAAGACGAUGACAACGAGAUUGAAGUAUCCGAUGAGGACGGGAUACUCUCAGUGGCCAACGCCAAGAGGAUGCUGAAAUGGCUGGCGGAGAGUGUUCAGAGAGUGCUCGAGUUGGGCUCUCAGCUGGAUACGCCAAAGGACGUCAACAUACUGCUCAACCUGCUGCUCACAAACAUGGGCCAGGUCUACAUUGAGACUGCGCUGGACGCAGCACACUAUCAAGCCACCCUGCUGGAGAACUCCAAGACGGAGCCGGACAUGUCAUAUCUACCGCCGAUCCGGGCUGGUGUGACGAUAUCGGGCCUCAUGGAACGCUUCAUCAGCACGGUGCUCAUCCGACUCGCCGAGUCCAACACGACGGUGCGCAAGAGCAUGGAGGCGCAGAAGAAGAUGGCCAUUGACACCAUCGAGAAGAAGACCAACGCCAUCAUGAAGAUCUCCAUCGACGUCAUCGUCAACUGGGUCAUCAAGUCGCUGGGCACGCAGAAGAAGCAGGACUUCCGGCCCAAGGACGGCGAGCUGGAGUCGCUGCAGACGGCGACGUGCCUGCACAUCUGCACGUUUCUGGCGCGGGCGAGCCAGCAGGCGAUGCAGGCCGUCGACGGGCACAACGCGGACAAGUUCUUCAGCGAGCUGGGCCAGGUGCUGCACGCGCAGCUGUUUGAGCACUUCAAGCGCUUCCAGGUCAACGCGACGGGCGGGCUGAUGGUGACGCAGGACAUUGCAAAGUACGUGGCGACGCUGCGGGCGUGGCCGCUGGCCAAGGACGUCGAGACGGCGAUUGAGAUGCUUACGGAGAUUGGGUCGCUCUUCAUCGUCGGGCCGGAGGCGCUGCGGGAGAAGGUCAGGACGCUGGCCCCCGGAUCGAGCUCCGUCAGGGGGAAGCUGAGCAAGGCGGAUUUCAAGGCGUUUGUGCAGAAGAGGGACGAUUCGGGAUCUGCGGGCAUACAGGGCAUUUUGAGCGGUUUAUAA
Molecule: messenger RNA, 2535 nt
Organism: Trichoderma reesei QM6a
Lineage: Eukaryota; Fungi; Ascomycota; Sordariomycetes; Hypocreales; Hypocreaceae
Product: exocyst, sec10 subunit
Exons: 2
Coding region: 1-2535 (844 amino acids)
Biological process (GO): Golgi to plasma membrane transport; exocytosis
Cellular component (GO): exocyst; cytoplasm
Source: RefSeq, a predicted model, not a curated record